GGCGAAGUGUCAUUUAGUGAAAUCCAUAAAUAAAAAUCAAAGUACAAUCUUAAACCCUAAAGCCCUCUUUUUCAGAACCCUAAUUUGCCUGUGCUUGAGGCAGCGGCGCCAUGGGUGGCUCCAGAAGAAAGUACAAGCGUUCAAGGGCGAAAGUACGAGUCGGACUGCCGAGGAGAAACCCUAACGUGUUCAAGCCGGCGUUCAAUCUCCCCCCGAAGCUCAAAACUCUCUUGGACCCGCUCUCGAAGUGGGACGACAAGGGCAGCGUAAUCGAGAAUUACAAGUCGUUCGGCGUCGUUUCGAACCCCAAUUUCCUCGGCGUCCGGGCUCGCACGGCUCACAUUGUCGAGAGCGAUGACCUCCAGAUGGCCCCCGCCGACGAGCCCGUGUCGGAGUUCGAGCCGGUCGAUAGCGGCAGCGAUCUCGAGGAAGAUGAUUUGAAGUCGGCUCUCGGGAAAAAGCGGCGUGAUGGUAAACACACGUCCCUACAACCACUUACAGCAACACAAAGAGUUCAUGUUAAGCGUCUCGUGGAGAAAUACGGUGAUGAUUAUCAGGGCAUGUUCAUGGAUAUUAAAUUGAACAGCUUGCAGCAUUCGGUGGCAACACUCGAGAAACUUUGCAAACGGUAUCAUAAGUUCAAAGACCAGAACCCCAUGCUUGUGGAUUUUGUCGAGCUCCCAAAAAAGCUCAAAAGGUCCGAGAGGAAGCCAUGGGUGACCGACAUUAAUGAACUCAAGCGCAGGUCGAGGUUGGAAAGGAGAGAGAAGAUGCUGGCUCAAGAGGCAACGCUUAAGCCUCCGGAAAAUGGGUUAUUGGUUAAGGAAUUAAUCCCAGUUGCCCGUGAUGUUAUGGCUGCGAGAGCUCGUUUGUUGUCUUGCGUGUCGAGGGUUUCGUGCAGCAUCCCUAUUUUCGCCUGCAGUGUUUGUGGAGACGUGCAUGUGGGUAAUCCACCGCACAAGAUCAGAACAUGCAAUGCCGAUGGUAAGAUCAAAGAGCACACAUGGGAGAGAGGUGGGGCCCACCAAGUUUUCCCGAACGUCGAAUCUUUUCAUCUGUAUGAUAGAUUGGGACGAGCCGUGUCCCACAACGAACGUCUGCAAGUGGACCGUAUUCCGGCCAUUGUCGAGCUCUGCAUUCAGGCGGGUGUGGAUAUUCUAGAGUACCCAACAAGAAGGCGUGAUUUCCCUGUUUAUAAGGUGGCGGGUAAAAUGCUCGAUUUUGAGAAGAGGUUUCCGAAAAAUGAUUCGCCACGAAAGGACGUGAGAGAGUUUGCCUUUUGGGAGAUGGCUAAAAGGUCGACCGAGAGUCACAGGGCUUUCGAUUCGCCAUAUGAUGAUGAUGAUCUCAAAGGUCAUGCUCAGCUUGGAAUGGAAGCACUCGAAAAAACGCGUGUUGGGGUUAACAGACUGAUGCAGAAAUACGCCGUGCAAACCUGCGGUUUUUGUUGUGAGGUGCAAGUGGGGCCCAAGGGGCACCGAGUUAGACAGUGCCAGGCGUUCAAACACCAGAUGAGAGAUGGGCAGCACGCGUGGCAGGAAGCGACUUUUGAGGACCUUGUUCACCCGGUCUACGUGUGGCAUGUCGCGGACAAAAAUAACCCACUACUCGUGCACGAUUUGAAGAGGUAUUACGGAAUGUUGCCUGCUUUGGUUGAGCUUUUCGCGCGGGCCGGUGCCGAAAUUGGUGAAAACUAUCGAGGGUUGAUGAGGGAAGAUGUCGUCGUGCCCACAUUGGAAGAGGCAAAGUUUGUAGUUUGAAAUGUGAAUUUCUUUAGUUGUAUUCGUUUGAGAUUCUUGGAUUUGCUACGUGCGAUGACUUUUUAAGACUUUUAAAAAUUCUUAGGGAUUCAUUUGAGAUUUCAAAAAUGUCUUAAUAAAUUAUGAGGUAUAUAACUUAUUUAACGCUGAGAGUUACUAAGACAUGCUAAGAUUUCAU
Messenger RNA from Striga asiatica, 1938 nucleotides. NCBI's taxonomy places the organism in Eukaryota, Viridiplantae, Streptophyta, Magnoliopsida, Lamiales, Orobanchaceae. The record is from the annotation of a GenBank genome assembly.